Aspergillus tubingensis is the source of this 1107-nucleotide messenger RNA. RefSeq names its product putative GPI anchored cell wall protein (Dan4). Bases 1 to 1107 code for a protein of 368 amino acids. The record is from RefSeq and is a predicted model, not a curated record. The transcript has a single exon. Lineage: Eukaryota; Fungi; Ascomycota; Eurotiomycetes; Eurotiales; Aspergillaceae.
AUGGCGUUCCUCACUCGCUUGCUUCACUUCCUGCUGCUGUCGUUGAUCGCCUGCGCUGCUAUCGCGGCCCCGACUGCCGAUCAGUCUGAUGCCGCCAACUCGGUGGUCGACUCGACUUCCCACGGCUAUCUCAAUAGCUUCGAGGACAAGGCCCUGCAUCUGUAUGAAAGGUUCCGUCACGGAGUUUUUCAUUCCGCAGAUGACAACGCCCAGACUGUGGAGGAGGAUGCUGCACGGUCCAGCCGGGCCAACCUCGCCAAGCGACAGGGUGUGAGCAAUUCGACGAGCGCUGCAGAAACCAGCCAGGCGACGGAACCUGCCACGACUUCGGCGACUGCUGCGGCCACUACUCAAGCGGAGACCUCUGCCAGCAGCGCUGACUCGACCUCGGCCGAACCCACCUCUGCUGCCACCACCGCCGCCGCCACCACCGCGCAUACAACCGCCGUGCAGACUACAUCUAGCUCUAGCAGCAGUGAAUCCAGCUCUAGCAGCAGUGAGUCGAGCUCUAGUAGCAGUGAGUCUAGCUCCUCGUCCACGUCUCCUGUCACCACCACCUCCUCCUCCUCUUCUUCUUCUUCGUCGUCGACGUCGACCUCUUCGACCUCAUCGACUUCGUCUACUGCGUCCUCUUCUUCAUCCUCCUCGUCUUCUACUACCUCUGCCUCUACCUCUUCAUCCACUUCUUCUUCUUCGUCCUCCUCUCACACUCGGACAGCAUCUUCUACCACCAGCGUGCCUGCCACCACCACCUCGUCGACCUCGUCCACUUCCACUUCCAGCUCGACCUCAUCCACCGCAAGGUCGACCACCAUGCACACCACGAGCUCCACAUCGCAGGAUACGACUAGCACGAGCAGCACGACCAGCCAGCCCACCACCCCGUACACCUCCACCUACAAGAUCACCACCACUUUGCCCGACGGUCAGCAGAGCACCGUGACAGCCGUGACAGUCGUGCAUCCCACCGAAACCGCCCGCGAGGUGGCCACCGGCACCAAGGCAUCCCCGGGACUGCAGACCGACUCUGCUGCCUCUGCCAAUGGAUUCGCGCGCGAGUUCGCUCUCAUGAUGGGAGGAGCUGCCGUGGUGGCCAUGGCAUUGUAG